Molecule: messenger RNA, 2100 nt
Organism: Meloidogyne enterolobii
Lineage: Eukaryota; Metazoa; Nematoda; Chromadorea; Rhabditida; Meloidogynidae
Source: the annotation of a GenBank genome assembly
AUGAGGAGAAGAGCAAUGUCACACAAUGUAAAACGUUUGCCAAGGCUUUUUAGGCCUGUUGAUGUUAAUUUAAAUAAGAAAAAGAAGAAAAAGAUGCCUAGUCGUAUUUGGAGGAGAAGAGCUUCUAGGCUUAUUAGACGUAGCAUGGUAGAGAAUUCAAAACCUCGUUGGUUAUCUACACAUAUUUGGCAUGCUAAACGAUUUCAUAUGGAAGCAAUUUGGGGAUUUAAAUUAGCUGCUAAAUGUUGUCAAAAAACUUUUAGACCAAACUAUCGUUCUUCGCUUUCUUCUUCAAUUAUAACAGAUCGAAGUUAUUUAACUUGUUUGCAAUUCACUUUAACUAAAAAUACUUCAAUUACAUUCAUUUCAAAUUUAUUAUCAAAAUUUUGUCAAAAGAAAUGUUCUCCAACUUUUAAUAAUUUAUUUGCUAUUUCUGGUAAUUUUGAAAUAUCUCUGCUUCUUUUUAAACCUGGUGACGAUUUUAAUGGAUUUAUUGGUCCUUGUCGAUUUUCUUGGUUUUUACCUAAUAAAUUAAAUUUAUGGAUUCACCCUUCAAUUGAGCUUGAUUUUUUAAAAGAAAUUUCUUUAUUAAAUGAAAUUAAAAUUAUUUCUCCUUCAAAAUAUUGUAACAAUACAGCAGAGAAGAUUGAGGCUUCUAUUGAGUUGAAUGUUUUAAAAAAUAAAAUUAGUCGUUUUCAAUUAAUUGGGCCCAAAUCUUUAAUUUAUUUAAACUUUGUUUUUAAACUUGUUUUGGAUGAAGAAUUGGAUAUUUUGGAUUGUUCUGAUUACAGAGAUAUUCACAAUUGGUGGCGUUUAUUUGCAACAAAAAUAGUCUCAAAUUCUUCUCUUCAAUCUGGCACUUUAAUUAAUUUACUUGUAGAAGAUCCACGUUUAUUUCGUGCUCAACGUUCUUUAAAUAAUAAAUUUAUUGAAGAAAAUAAUGAAAUUAAUUAUUCAAAUAUUCCUUUACCUCCUUCAAAUAAUUCAAAAAAUUUAAAAAUAAAUUUAUGGAAUUGGAAAGAAUUUGAAGAUGAAAUGCUUCCAAAGAGAUUGACAAAUUCUGAUUUUGAAAAGAUUUGUGUGGGAAAAUUGGUUUUGCCUAGCCGGACAGAUUUUAAGGUUCCAAUAGUCCUUAUCCUUCAUUUACCCCAAAAAUGUAAAAAUUAUCUUGGAGGAUUUCGAGUUGAUUUUUUAUGCCCAACACAAGUUAGCUAUGAUUUUUGGUUAGCUUUUCAAUUUGCAAAAUGUCGAGCAAUUGGAUUAAAAAAUUGGGAACAUUUAAAUUUUGAAAAUGGUUUGGUAAAUUUCCCAAAUGAAUUUGUAGAUUCUUUUGCUGGGAAAAGAAAAUUGAAAGAAGAAGUUGAAUUAAUUGAGAAAAAUUCCAAAAAAUCUCACAAAUGUAGACUUGCUUUUAUUAAAUUACAAAAAUGUUUAAAAUUAAUUAAUUUAAUGGACAAUAAUUUAUUUGUAUUAAAAGAAAGAUUAUUACUUAAACAAAUUGAUUAUUGGCUAAAAAAUAGAGAAAGAAGAAGAAGAAAUGAUGAUGAUAAUGAAUGGAUAAAUGUAGAAGAAAAUUUAAUCAACAAUUCAAAACACUGUUUUGUAGCAAUUUAUCUAAAAAUGUUGUCAAAAGGCAUUCCAAAAAAAUUUUCAUUAAUUUAUACAACUGACAAUUAUAUUUUGAAAAAAGAAUCUGAAAAUUUUAAAAAAUUUAAAGAAAUUGAAAAUGAGGAGGAGAAAAUUGAAGGAGAAUUUUUAGUAGAACAGAAUGGAUACAAAAAUAAAAAGGAAAUUGUUGGCGGUUUUUUACCACUUUUGGAAGAAAAUUUGUCUAAUGGAAUUUUUAGUAAUGAAUUGGAAAAUAAACCUUUUGAUAAACAAAUAAAUUUAAAAAAUUUAUUUCCUCAAAAUUUAAAUAAAAAAGAAUUAAAAACAUUGAGAAAUAAAAGAAAAAAAGAGAAGAAAAAGAGGAAAAAGAAAAUUGAAGAAGAAAAAAAUGGAUUGAAGGAGGGAUGUUUGAUUAUUGAGGAAGAAAAAGAAAAAAUUGAUGACACGAGGUUGGGAAUUUUUUUAAAUUAUUUAGGCACUUUACUGCUCUAA